Molecule: messenger RNA, 1499 nt
Organism: Camelina sativa (false flax)
Lineage: Eukaryota; Viridiplantae; Streptophyta; Magnoliopsida; Brassicales; Brassicaceae
Product: AP2/ERF and B3 domain-containing transcription repressor RAV2
Biological process (GO): regulation of DNA-templated transcription
Molecular function (GO): DNA-binding transcription factor activity; DNA binding
Source: RefSeq, a predicted model, not a curated record
GCCUCGUUCAUUCCUCACAGCAUCAUAUGUCUCUGUAUAUAUAUAGGUUGCACCAAAGAAAAAGAGAAUAAAAGCAACAACGUCACCCAAAUCUCUCUCACCUAAUUUGUGUUUCUUUUAUACUUUGAUUGUUAGAAGGUUAUAAUUUGUGUUUCUUGGUUUGGUCAGAAUCUUCAAGAAACUGAAACAAAGAAUAUGGAUUCUAGUUGCAUAGAAGAGAUAAGUUCCUCCACUUCGGGAUCUUUCUCCACCACCACAGCCAAGAAACUCUCUCCUCCUCCUUCUCAGGCGGCGGCGUUUCAUCUCUACCGGAUGGGAAGCGGCGGAAGCAGCGUCGUGUUGGAUUCGGAGAACGGCGUAGAGACAGAAUCACGGAAGCUACCGUCGUCAAAAUACAAAGGCGUGGUUCCUCAACCUAACGGAAGAUGGGGAGCUCAGAUUUACGAGAAGCAUCAACGAGUAUGGCUCGGCACUUUCAACGAGCAAGAAGAAGCCGCUCGCUCCUACGACAUCGCCGCACUUCGGUUCCGCGGCCGCGACGCCGUCGUCAACUUCAAGACCCUUCUCGACGACGGAGAUUUAGCUUUUCUUGAAGCUCACUCAAAGGCAGAGAUCGUCGACAUGGUGAGGAAACACACUUACGCCGACGAGCUUGAACAGAACAAUAAACGGCGGUUGCUUCUCUCCGUCGACGCCAACGGAAAACGUAACGGAUCUAGUACGGUUCUAAACGACAACGUUUUGAAGACGCGUGAGGUGCUUUUCGAGAAAGCUGUAACGCCUAGCGACGUAGGGAAGCUGAACCGUCUCGUGAUACCUAAACAACACGCCGAGAAGCAUUUUCCGUUACCGUCACGUUCACCAUCAGUGACUAAAGGUGUUUUGAUCAACUUCGAAGACGUUAAUGGUAAAGUGUGGAGGUUCCGUUACUCAUACUGGAACAGUAGUCAAAGUUACGUGUUAACCAAGGGUUGGAGUAGAUUCGUCAAGGAGAAGCAUCUCCGAGCCGGUGAUGUUGUUACUUUCGAGAGAUCGACCGGACUAGACCGGCAGCUUUAUAUUGAUUGGAAAGUUCGGUCUGGUCCGAGGGAAAACCCGGUUAAGGUGGUGGUUCGGCUUUUCGGAGUUGAUAUCUUUGAUGUGAAUACCGUGAAGCCAAACGACGUUGUAGCCGUUUGCGGUAGAAAGAGAUCUCGAGAUGCUGAUGAUAUGUUUGGGUUACGGUGUUCCAAGAAGCAGGCUAUAAUCAAUGCUUUGUGACAUUCUUCAUGUUUUUCAUUUACUUUUUCUUCUAAUUUUAAAUUUGUCAAGUUAUAGGUUUGUGAUUCUUGCUAAGUUGUAUUUAGAAAAAGAGGACAAGAACAAAAAAAAAAAAAAAAAAAAAAAAAAAACAAAAUUUGUAAUGUUGAGAUGUUUGCUCAAUUUUCAAAAAAAAUCCUAGCCCUUUCAAUUGUACUAUUAAUCUCUCUUCUCGCUAUCUAUAUAUGGUGCUUUUGAUA